Messenger RNA from Lithohypha guttulata, 903 nucleotides. It is a transcript of the gene TFC7, whose product is annotated as C6 zinc cluster transcription factor-like protein. The record is from RefSeq and is a predicted model, not a curated record. The coding region runs from base 1 to 903 and encodes 300 amino acids. Lineage: Eukaryota; Fungi; Ascomycota; Eurotiomycetes; Chaetothyriales; Trichomeriaceae. The transcript has a single exon.
AUGCCCGUAAAGAGUAUUAUCCUACUGAGACAUGGUCACCGCAUAGCAUGGACGCUCGACCCUACGACUGGGAAGUAUACAUCAAAUCACCCGUUUCCUACAAGACUACCAGCAGACCCGCCUUUAGCAUCUCAUGGAGUUGAUCAAGCUGUAGAGACUGGUAUCUACUUGGCUGAACGACUGCGAGAUCUAGCGGCACACGAUCGUUUACGAAUAUACUCAAGCUUAUUCUAUCGUUGUCUACAGACUCUGGCACCGAGUGUGACAGCAUUACAGAAAGUCGCUCCUGAACUAAAGGUUCGUGGUGAGAGAGGAUUUGGGGAGUGGUUUGGCCACGCUUGGUUCGAACAACCUAUACCAGCAGACUCGUCGCAUCUGAAGGAGAAGUUCUUUCCAUUCGUGGAUGACCAAUACAAGUCGAAGAUCAUUCCAGAUAGGUACGGUGAACGAAUCUUGGAGAUUCACGAUCGCAUAGCCAAAGCUUUCACUCGAGUAAUCAGGGAUAUUGACCUGGAGUACGAAUCACUAGGCCGAGGGUCGGAAGAGGUGACGCUGCUUCUAUGUGGUCAUGCCGCCCAGAUAAUAUGCUCAGGACGUGUACUGACAGGUAGUAUGCCAGGAGAUCCAGACGAGGAGGACUUCAAAUGCUUCACUUGUGGUAUCAGCCAGUUUCAGCGGCGAAAAGUCGACAAUGACCAGGAUGAGAAUGAUUGGCGAGGCAGAGGUGUAGCUGGCGGCUGGGACUGCAUAACAAACAGCUAUUGUGGUCACUUGAGCGGCGGCGAAGAACGAGGCUGGCACUUCCACGGUGACGAAAGCUUCGACUCGUAUGCUGCUGGUUUGCGACACGGUCCUAUUACUGCUGAUGGUACAGUGCACAAUGCUAGUCCUACAAAGCUGUGA